Drosophila mauritiana is the source of this 5969-nucleotide messenger RNA. It is a transcript of the gene shakB, whose product is annotated as innexin shaking-B. Bases 814 to 1932 code for a protein of 372 amino acids. Gene Ontology annotation, cellular component: plasma membrane; gap junction. NCBI's taxonomy places the organism in Eukaryota, Metazoa, Arthropoda, Insecta, Diptera, Drosophilidae. The transcript is spliced from 7 exons. The record is from RefSeq and is a predicted model, not a curated record. Gene Ontology annotation, molecular function: gap junction channel activity.
GCAAAGUGAACGUGCGCGUCUUUUUUCUGCUCCUGCUGCUCCAAAAUCCGCAGUUUCUCCGCCUGAACUGAUCUCGAAGAAAAGCACGGACCGAAAAAAACCUGAAACCAGGGAAAAUCCGUAUUCCGAUUUCUUUUCCGUAACUGCAAACCCAUCGAAGUUUUUUUUUUACCAGUGAGCGAUCGAAAAAUGUGAGGUUGAGGUGCACAGAGUCACCCGAUAUAAGCUUCGACCAUGUCGGACACGUGACCCGCGCUUAUCCCGCGCGAUGAAACCGAUAACACGCGCCGUCUAAGCCGAUUAAACCGAUAACAACGAUAGCGUCGAUAUCCCAAAUCAAACGACAAGUCAGUAACCAUUAAAAAAGACCAAGCUCAGAAAAAUCACAAAAAAGUGGCAAUGUAAAACAGCGGGCUGAGAACACCAGAGAGCAGAGGAACGAACCCGAAGAUGCCCAGCUCUGCGAUAGUCACAUCCACUACAACGAACACGCCGCAAACCGUAGAAUUGGAAAGCCAUCCGCGCCACCUGCAGCACCUGCACCACCCUCACCACCGGAACUACCAGCAACCGCGCUUCCGGUUCCGGUUCGAGUCCCGAUUAGCCGAUGCGUCGAUAAUGGGCCUGCCGCGCAAAAGAAAGCACAGCCAGGAUUCGGUAGCACAGUCGAUCGGUAGCCACACGAUACUCUGAUAUUUUGACACUGAUACUAUCGAUACGCAACGCGAACCAAUCGAUAAUAAACGAUAAAAGCAAGAAGGGAGGCUAGAGAGAAUCAUCGCCGAUCUUGCCAGCUUUCGCUGACGACAAACCAUGUUAGAUAUAUUUCGUGGAUUGAAAAACCUUGUAAAGGUCAGUCACGUUAAAACCGAUUCGAUAGUAUUCCGCCUGCAUUACUCAAUAACUGUGAUGAUUCUGAUGUCAUUCUCGCUAAUUAUAACCACACGCCAGUACGUUGGCAAUCCGAUCGAUUGUGUGCACACCAAAGAUAUUCCAGAGGAUGUGCUCAACACGUACUGCUGGAUCCAGUCCACCUACACACUCAAGAGCCUCUUCCUGAAGAAGCAGGGCGUGUCGGUUCCAUAUCCGGGCAUCGGCAACUCCGACGGUGAUCCGGCGGACAAGAAGCACUACAAGUACUACCAGUGGGUCUGCUUCUGCCUCUUCUUUCAGGCAAUCUUAUUUUAUACACCAAGAUGGCUGUGGAAAUCUUGGGAGGGUGGCAAGAUUCAUGCGCUCAUCAUGGACUUAGACAUAGGCAUUUGUUCCGAAGCCGAGAAAAAACAAAAAAAGAAAUUACUUUUAGAUUAUUUGUGGGAAAAUUUAAGAUAUCACAAUUGGUGGGCGUACAGAUAUUACGUGUGUGAGCUGCUCGCCCUUAUAAAUGUGAUAGGUCAAAUGUUUCUUAUGAAUCGAUUUUUCGAUGGCGAAUUUAUGACAUUUGGCCUGAAAGUGAUAGAUUAUAUGGAGACCGAUCAGGAAGAUCGCAUGGAUCCGAUGAUUUACAUAUUUCCCAGAAUGACCAAAUGUACAUUUUUUAAAUAUGGUUCAAGUGGGGAGGUGGAGAAACACGACGCCAUUUGCAUUUUACCAUUAAACGUUGUUAAUGAGAAGAUUUACAUUUUCCUUUGGUUUUGGUUUAUAUUAUUAACGUUUCUCACAUUAUUAACGCUAAUAUACAGGGUGGUUAUUAUAUUCUCUCCUCGAAUGAGGGUCUACUUAUUUCGUAUGCGAUUUAGGUUAGUGCGUCGUGACGCUAUUGAAAUAAUCGUUCGUCGUUCGAAGAUGGGCGAUUGGUUUUUGUUGUAUUUACUAGGUGAAAACAUAGAUACAGUUAUAUUUCGUGAUGUUGUACAGGACUUAGCGAAUCGUUUAGGACAUAACCAACACCACAGGGUGCCUGGCUUAAAAGGUGAAAUACAGGAUGCAUGAUAUUGGGAGUAUUAGAAACAAUACAAAAUGCAAUUUGUCGUCUCCAUUUAAAAACCAUCGAAUUCAACAACAAAAAUGUCGAAAGCAAGAACAAUAUUAUGAAAGGACAAUUACAACCACAAAGGAAUCUAGAGAUCUUCGCAGCAGCCGCUUCAUUAAAACUUACAACUCAACACACCGCUAAAAAAUCUUUAAAAAACGUAUCUCAAAAAUACAACCAAAAAAACUAUCGUCAGCUCGCAGUCAGUCAUAAAUCAGCAUUAUCAACCAUGGAGACUAAGUCUAUCGAUAGUCGGUACAAACACAUUCAAAACCACAGGACAUAGAAUACAGCAUAGAAAAAUGGAAGCGGAAUGAAAGCAUGGAGAAAUAUGGAAAAAUAGGGAAGCAUUAACAGCCACGCAACGAAAGGAAUUACUACAAAUUCAAUACCAAUCAAUUAAAGUAACGUAAAUGAGAAAACGGAUAUCGAAUAAUUAAGAAUGGAAGUCCUGGGACUUCCGGACAGGACACCCAAGCCGGUGGCAAGUAGCGCCUGCCGUCGGCCAGGGGUCACAAGGUCACAAGUCACAAGGGAUCGCUUGGAAAUUUAGCGAUCAGCGACCCAUAGAAGUGUUGCCCCAAGGACAAGAUCAAAGUGUGAGGAGAACAGCAAAUGGACAGCACCGGCAACGGAAAACAACAGACGAAACGCACACACACACAGACGACGCCACACAUACGCUUACAGCGACAUCACUCAUACGCCCCGUAGAACACAUCGCACUUUGCUUGUCAUGCAGCGUUAACUAAACCAAACAUCAACAAAGUCGAGACGACGCCAGCGGAAAAUUGCAUUUCUGUAUUAACCCCAAGAGAAUAGAAGAGGAAGAUUCGAAAAUCAGCAUCACUUUCACCGAGGAAGAGCAGGAGUACCAUACAAACGAGAUGCUAAAACAACGCAACAAGACGGGGAAAGAAAAGCCUCCCCGCUUUGAAAAUGCAGCAAAUGAAAGUCAAGAAAAUCGCAAGUGGAAAUCGCAGAGGAGAGUAACAGUUUAAUUAAAUUAAAUUCAAUUCAAUUAAAUUAAAUUACUUAUUACAAUGAUAUCUUGAAGUGUUCAUGUAUUCGAAAGUAGGUUAACUAAGUCAAGCAUACAAGUAAUUCUACAUAUAUGUAUAAUAUAUAUAUUAUAUAUAUACAUAUAUAUAUAUAUAUAUAUAUAUAAACAAUUUUUUUUUUAACUCUAAGCAUUUGUAUUACCCGCUAAACAAAUGAACAACAAACCAAAACGAAAAAAAAAAACUAGAAAAAACAACCAAAAAAAAGCAAACUGAAAACAGAAUUUUUUUGUAUACAGAAAUGAAUGAAAAUUGAAACCCGAAAUGAGCAGAUAGCGAAAUAAUGAUAAAGAAAAUGAAAGAGUAAAACCUAAAACCGAGACGAAACGAACAGAAAAUAUCAGUAAAUAUCAAAGAAAGUUCAGAAAAUACCAUACCGAAAACCGAAACAAAAGAUACAUUUACAUAGUUUAAUUAGAAGAAACUAUAGCGCGCAUCAUUAUAUAACCGAAAAACUGAAAAACCGACCGAACAGAACGUUACUCCCAACUUACAAAGACAAACAGACAGACGGAAACGAAAAUGUUUUAAGCUCACUCACAGUUACACACACUCACAACACAACACACACACACGUAUAUAGCAUGUAAAGCAUAUAUAAAUAUAUAUAAUUAUCAAUCGAUCAUUCAGUAAAGGAGAGCAGCCAACAUUCGCAUCAUAAAACAAUUAACUCCUCUAAUAAUAGAGCAUACUCAACUCUGUCUCUCUCUACGAAAAAUACGCCUAGUACUCAAGCGGUACUCAAUGCGAAAAUAACCCAGGAAAAACGGGCGGCACACUCACGCUUUGUCACAUGAAUCAAGUGUAAACGCAACGAUAAUAACUUUAUAAUACCGCUAGCGAAUUAAGUCCUAAACAAGAGGGUACAGUUCGGGAGUUCGACAAUUCCCCCAGGCAUUGCAGGUGGUCCUACAGUAAACGCCUUCUAUGACAAACAUCGCCCCCUUCGAAAAAUAGUCACCCAUCCACGAGUUCAUCAUCAUGUGCUACAAAUCGUAAUAUCCGUCCAAAAAACCAUUUGAAGCGCACCUCCCGCUCUCUAACUACAAUCUCUCCUUCUUUUUCGGGUCCCGAUCCUUGAUCCAGGGUCCUUCCGACUUCCGCCAUCCACAACACCCAGUCCCAAGCCCCCAAGAAAUGGACCAAAAAACCAGUUACACAGAUGCCUCAAAAGUUCUUCCCCUCCCCGUCGCAUUUUCCCAUCUCUUGAAGGACGACCAAGAAAAACAAAUACACAGCCAGAAAAAGCCAAGCCAGAGAUGCAAAUCUAACAACAAAUGUCACUGCCAACAAAACCAGUAAUUGUAAAAUCAAGUUUAAAUAGUUAAAGACCAUACAUAUAUGAAACGAAAUGGGGACCUGAUAUGAAAUGGAAGGUAUUUCCGUAGGGCUAGCACUGCAAUGCCGAAAGUAGUUACAAGAAAGCAAAAGGAAUUAAAACCCGAUGAUUGUUCCUUGUCACAGAAUCAGGAAUUGCCGAUGUGGACCUGCUCAAAACCUCACUCCUUUCGGGAAUUCAUUUCGGAUUUAGAUCACCUAAUUUGAGUGUUUUUUCCGUCUACUCACACUACUCAGCAUACUCAAAGACGCAUUAAAAUUUAGAGGGAGGAGAAAGUGGGUGUAAGGUUGAAGCGAAAAAACAAUAAAUGUAACAAUAAAUGGUAAUAAGUAAUUUUAGCGUAUUUUUUUUUUACAGCUUAUAGCCAACUAAGUGAAGUAAUUGUAAUUCUAGUUCAAACUGAACCAUUUUUGUCUGCGUUUUUUUUUUUUCGUGGAUUCGUAGGUUAAGCCCCACACACACACUUAUAGCCACACAAAACACAACCACAAACAUGGUAAACGAAAAGCAAAUGUAUAAAUAUCGAGGAUACUUACACUGUAAUUAAGGGGGACGAAUAAGAAGGAAUACCAUACCAAAACGUAAGCAUAUUACAAGGAAAUUGCCAUUAGUCGAUAGUGUUAAAGCGAUACGUAUAUGAUCUACAUGCUAGGCUAACGAAAAGCAAACAAACGAAGAAAUAAUGGAAGGAAUACUUAGUGUAGCUCAAGAUGGAAUCUCUCGUAUCUCGUAAUUCGUAACUCCAACUAAAAGCAAUUGUAAAAUAUCGUAAUAGAUCUAGGGGCGAUCGAACAAACAAACAAAAGCAAAGCAAACGAACAAUACGCAAGACUUUAUUUUACAAAGUAUUUGCCGCAAUAUUAGGUCGAAGAGUUCGAAUUGUACUAGCUGAAUCUAGAAAAUAAGAAGAACAUUUCAUAGACGCAAUCCUAGAAGCAAUAAGCACACCCGGAAAAGGAAAUUAAAGUUAGAACGGAAACGGAAUCAGGCAGAGCUAACGGUAACAACGAUGACUCUUCACCACGUUUCCCCACCUCCGGUACAAUUCUGUCCACUUCUCACCACACAUCACUGCACUUUUCUUGCUCUCUCUCUCUUACACCUUUUUUGCAUCUCUUUUCCAAUGAAAGAAUAUUUUAACUAUUCUUUCACUAAGUAGCCUGUUUCCUCUUGAAGAAAAAACAACAAAAUGCACGCAUGCCAUAUAUCAGUUUUAUCAGUGCAUUUCACAUUUAUGGAGAACGUAAGUUUCAAGUGUGGGCACUUGUGUUUUACACGUUUUACAAACAUCUCAACAUGUGAUAGUGGAGACAGGCUCUACUUCGUAUAUCCCAUUUAAGAGAAUCUGAAUCCGUAAGAAUAAUUCAAAAUUCUGUUGAAAUCAUCCCUUUUUUAAAGUGAUUAAUGUUUGUGUUCGUUUGUUAAUUUGUUUGUCUGUUUGUUUGUUCCCGGUCUGAAUUUGGUUUCUGCCAUAUUGUUUGUGUAUAGUUAUUAUGUUUUUUUUGGUGGCUAAGUUAAAGUUUUAGUUCUGUAACUUCUACCAUACUUUCUCACUCAUUUGUUCAUACGUGCAAUAAAAAAGAGACUUGUAUACAUA